CAGGGAGCCCCUUCCCUUCGCACUUAUAUAACAGAAGAGCCACAAAAAAUUCGCCUCUCAUCCUCAUCAUCUUCACAGACGCUCCAUUAUUUUUUUUUUCUUUACGGGAAAUUAGGUGAAUUUUUAUGAUAAUUGAAUAAAUUGAAAGGGGAAAAAUAAAAAUCUAUCGGUGGAAUCGGGAAAUCUUGUAGUGAAUUCGAGUGUUGGUAGCUAUGGGGAAGAAGAGGAAAUCGAUAGCCACCAGCCUGGACGAGGUGGAUCGGACCAUGUACGCGUCGUUUUGCAGCGCUGCUAACUCUCUCUCUCAGCUCUAUACUCAGGCUAUGAACCACCAGAAACUUUCCUUUCAAGCCGGUGAACGUCACGGUCUUGAAAAACUUUAUCAGUGGAUUUGGAGACAACAAGAGGGAGGAUCGAGAGUAGCAACAGUUGAUAUACUCAAUUAUAUUCAGAAUGAGCUGGACUAUUGCGGAGAAGAGCCUCCAAUGUCCCCCCGAGCACCACAACAACAUCAGAAUUCCCAACCAAUUCAGUUCUCAAAUUCCAGCUUCCUCGUUUCAUCAGGUUCAUCUGGCCCAAUAACUGCUAGCCAAGGCACUCGCUCUGAGCACUGUGAUCAACAAUCCAAGAAUUCAGUUUUCUCAAAUGCUUUGUCAAGCCCUGUCCGGAGGAGUCUCCAGAACUACAACAUUGCUCAGGGUGGCUACUACCCACCUCCACCUGGUGGUCCACCGUUAGGAAAUGGAACCCGCAGUAACGAGCCCAACUUUCUUCAGCACCAGAACAGGGAGCCAAAUCCUGCAAGUUCCAAUGAUUCUUCAAUGGACAUCUAAGAUAGUAGGUGAAGAAGGUGGUUAAAAGAAUUGGGAUUUAGAUUUAAGGUUGUGGCACAUGGAAAUGAUUACUUCAUACAAGAAUAAUUGCAUGAAGGUGUUGAAGUGCGUGGAGAAGAAUAGGUAGAAAUGGUGUGUGAGUUGUCAUUAGGGCAAAAUGGUAUAUGAGGAACAGCAUAACCUAUUAGUUAAUCUUUUAUUGUCUUUUUGAAUGCUUAAGAUUGGUCUUUUAUAUCAUGUAAAGCUUGUUGAGUUGACUUUGCUGCUUAUAAUAUUUGUUGCAUUUUAUCUUU
Hevea brasiliensis (rubber tree) is the source of this 1126-nucleotide messenger RNA. RefSeq lists its product as uncharacterized. The record is from RefSeq and is a predicted model, not a curated record. NCBI's taxonomy places the organism in Eukaryota, Viridiplantae, Streptophyta, Magnoliopsida, Malpighiales, Euphorbiaceae. Bases 213 to 833 code for a protein of 206 amino acids. The transcript is spliced from 3 exons.